Messenger RNA from Erigeron canadensis, 3054 nucleotides. Its product is annotated as transcription factor MYB3R-1. Gene Ontology annotation, cellular component: nucleus. Gene Ontology annotation, biological process: regulation of DNA-templated transcription. Lineage: Eukaryota; Viridiplantae; Streptophyta; Magnoliopsida; Asterales; Asteraceae. Bases 139 to 2898 code for a protein of 919 amino acids. Gene Ontology annotation, molecular function: RNA polymerase II cis-regulatory region sequence-specific DNA binding; DNA-binding transcription factor activity, RNA polymerase II-specific. The transcript is spliced from 12 exons. The record is from RefSeq and is a predicted model, not a curated record.
ACACACACACACACACACACACACAUCUGUCGGUGUGUGUUUUCGAUUGUAGAUCGAUUAAGUUUUAAAUUAAAAAGUGAUUAUGAUCUGGGGGAUGUGUGAUAGUGAGAUCAGCCACUACAGAAAGUGAUUUGAAAAAUGAUGGGUUGUUCUUCCGACGGUGUUGGUGUUACGAAAGGACUCGAGAAAAUGCGAUCUAUGAACGGGAGGACGAGUGGCCCUACAAGGCGAUCGACAAAGGGGCAGUGGUCUGCAGAAGAGGAUGAAAUACUAUGUAAAGCUGUUCAGCAAUUCAAUGGAAAGAACUGGAAAAAAAUAGCGGAGUGUUUCAAGGACCGAACUGAUGUUCAGUGCUUGCAUCGAUGGCAGAAAGUUUUAAACCCAGAGCUUGUUAAAGGGCCAUGGUCAAAAGAGGAAGAUGAAGUAAUAAUUCGUCUAGUUGAACAAUAUGGAGCUAAAAAAUGGUCCACAAUAGCGCAACAUCUACCUGGUCGCAUUGGGAAGCAGUGUCGGGAGAGGUGGCACAACCAUUUGAAUCCUAACAUAAACAAGGAGGCUUGGAGCCAGGAAGAGGAAUUAGCGUUGAUUCACGCCCAUCAAGUUUAUGGUAAUAAGUGGGCAGAGUUGACAAAGUUCUUGCCUGGUCGUUCAGACAAUGCUAUUAAAAAUCAUUGGAAUAGUUCUGUUAAGAAAAAAUUGGACUCCUACUUGGCAUCAGGCUUGCUUGCACAUUCCCAAGUUUUACCUCAUGUCAGCCAAACAAAUCAAUCGACUGCUUCUACUUCGUCAUGGGUGCAACAGUGUAGCGGAGAUGUUACAGAGGCUGAGGAUAUCUCUGAAUGCAGUCAAGGUUCAGUUUUUGUGGGAUCUACAUCCACUAGCAUUAUGCCAACUGCAAUUGCUGUAUACUCUCAAAAUGAAAACCAACCACCUCAAAAUUCAACCAAGAUGGCCGAACAGUGUUUCUCGCAUGAGUGGGUACCUGCAGAUAAAGAUUGGCAAAUUUCUUCUGACAAAUUACAAAAGCUUCCUUUACUAGACAUGACUGAAGAUUCAGAAUUCUUCAACUGUAUAGAUGUUGAUCCAAUACAAUGUUCGGGAAACAUGGUUGGUGGUUGUGAUGUCGCAGAAAAUAUGUUGAUAUCUCAAGAUUUGUACAAUUGUCCAUAUAGCAAUCAAGGUGAUGGAUCUUCAGAAUUAGUUGGUGAAGUUCCUAAUGAUGAUGCAGAUGCUUUAAACUCACAAUCAUAUUAUUCGGACUUGCUACUAACAUCAUGUUAUCAGUCUAUGUACAUGCCUUUAGACAGUGAAUCCCAUCAAUUUAGGGAUCUUCCAAAUGAAGCCAGCAAUGCUCAAUUAUGUGAUGGUCAAACUGAUGUGGAGUCAAAAGACAGCGAAUCCCAUCAAUUUAGUUGUCUUCCAAAUGAAGCUAGCAAUGUUCAAUUAUGUGAUGGUCAAACUGAUGUGGAGUCAAAAGAAGACAGUGAAUCCCAUCAAUUUAGUUGUCUUCCAAUUGAAGCUAGCAAUGUUCAUUUAUGUGACGGUCAGAAUGAUGUGGAGUCAAAAGAUCAAGUUAAUGACUCCUUGCAACUAAAUGAUGUUUUAAAUCAUCCAUCAGUUGAUAUAUCAGAAAAUACCGGAAUAUUAUCUUAUGAUCCUCCACGUUUCCCAAGCUUAGACAUUCCUUUUUUUAGCUGUGAUCUAGUACAAUAUGGUGGUGAUGCACAACAUGAAUAUAGUCCCCUUGGCAUUCGAAAGCUGAUGAUGUCAUCUAUGAACUGUUUUAGCCCUUACAGAUUAUGGGACUCACCUACACGGGUUGACAGCCCAGAAGCUGUGCUGAAAAGUGCUGCAAAGACUUUCACAUGUACGCCAUCUAUCUUAAAGAAGAGAAACAGAGAUAUGUGUUCACCCUUGUCUGAGAAAAGAUGUGAAAAGAAGCUAGAGUGCUCCUCUUUCUCCAAUUUGGCCAGGGAUUUCUCUCGGUUAGACGUGUUUGCUGAAAAUAAGAGCCAACAGUCUCCAUCUUCAAGCGACAAACAAGACGCUGAAGCAUUUCAUGAAGAUAAAGAAAAUUUGUUUCCUUCUAUUGAAUGGACAGAAAAGGAAGGUGUAAACGGCUCAAUACUAAAAAUGUGUCAUGUGCGCGAGUCAUCUGGAAUUCUGACAGAAAGGAACAUGGAUAAUCUGUCAUUCUUUUCACCUGAUAAAGUUACCAACAAAUCUGAAACACCCAAGGGCUCAAAUGCCAGGGAUUCUGGAAAACAAAGGUCCAAAUGUUCAGAAGCUUUGCCGGAGGAAAUUACUGCCAAGGAACCUUCUUGUGAUGAUCUAAGUGGUUCUCUUGUUACCCCUAGCAUCGUACUCAGGAAGAAAGCAGGAGGUUUCCUUGCCACAUCGACGCAAUAUGCUCCUUCAUCUCAGAUUCGUGUUGAAAAUUCUGCAAACGAUACUACAACUGAAACCUUUGGCAUAUUUGGUGAAACACCCUUUAAAAGAAGUUUUGAUUCUCCUUCUGCAUGGAAAUCCCCUUGGUUCUCCUUUCUGCCUGGCCCAAGGGUUGAUACAGAUAUAACGAUUGAGGAUAUCGGUUAUUUUGUGAGCCCAAGGGAAAGAAGCUACGAUGCUCUUGGAUUAAUGAGACAGCUUAGUGAGCAUACUGCUACAGCAUAUGCCACUGCCCAGGAGGUCUUGGGUGACGAAACUCCUGAUUCCCUACUAAACAAGAAAUUUGCGGAAAAGGGAGAAAGGAGUCGGCAGGAAUCAAAACUCUUGACGGAAAGACGGGUGUUGGAUUUCAAUGACUGUGGAAGUCCCGGCAAAGGAGUAGAGAGUGCAAGACCUUUAAUAGGUUCAAGUUUCUCAAGUCCUUCGUAUCUGUUGAAGAGCUGCAGGUGACUUGUAGCAUGCAACAUAUACGAAGUUUAUACGUGUGUAGCUCCCCAUGAUAUUUUAGUAUAUAUAUGUAACAUUAUCUCUUAUAUAUCAUUACCAUUGUAUUAUUUUUUAGUGAACUGCCUUUACUCCAACUAAUUCAUUCUUGUUAUAGUGUCA